Ruditapes philippinarum (Manila clam) is the source of this 1014-nucleotide messenger RNA. RefSeq lists its product as uncharacterized. Bases 1 to 1014 code for a protein of 337 amino acids. The record is from RefSeq and is a predicted model, not a curated record. NCBI's taxonomy places the organism in Eukaryota, Metazoa, Mollusca, Bivalvia, Venerida, Veneridae. The transcript has 2 exons.
AUGGCCGAGUGUCGAGAAACUCGUGUACCAAUAUCAGCUAUCUACUUACGCAACAGACCAAUAUCAGCAAUCUUACCACGCAACAGACCAAUAUCAGCAAUCUUACAACGCAACAGACCAAUAUCAGCUAUCUUCUCUCGCAACAGACCAAUAUCAGCGAUCUACCCACGCAACAGACCAAUAUCAGCAAUCUUACCACGCAACAGACCAAUAUCAGCAAUCUUACCACGCAACAGACCAAUAUCAGGUAUCUUCUCUCGCAACAGACCAAUAUCAGCGAUCUACCCACGCAACAGACCAAUAUCAGCAAUCUUACCACGCAACAGACCAAUAUCAGCAAUCUUACCACGCAACAGACCAAUAUCAGCUAUCUUCUCUCGCAACAGACCAAUAUCAGCUAUCUACUUACGCAACAGACCAAUAUCAGCAAUCUUACCACGCAACAGACCAAUAUCAGCAAUCUUACCACGCAACAGACCAAUAUCAGCAAUCUUACCACGCAACAGACCAAUAUCAGCAAUCUACCCACGCAACAGACCAAUAUCAGCUAUCUUCUCUCGCAACAGACCAAUAUCAGCAAUCUACCCACAUAACAGACCAAUAUCAGCUAUCUUCUCUCGCAACAGACAAAUAUCAGCGAUCUACCCACGCAACAGACCAAUAUCAGCGAUCUUCCCACGCAACAGACAAAUAUCAGCGAUCUACCCACGCAACAGACCAAUAUCAGCUAUCUUCUCUCGCAACAGACCAAUAUCAGCAAUCUACCCACGCAACAGACCAAUAUCAGCAAUCUACCCACGCAACAGACCAAUAUCAGCAAUCUUACCACGCAACAGACCAAUAUCAGCAAUCUACCCACGCAACAGACCAAUAUCAGCUAUCUUCUCUCGCACAACCAAUAUCAGCAAUCUACCCACGCAACAGACCAAUAUCAGCAAUCUACCCACGCAACAGACCAAUAUCAGCUAUCUUCUCUCGCAACAGACCAAUAUCAGCGACAUACCUCGGUAUUAA